Sebastes umbrosus (honeycomb rockfish) is the source of this 1127-nucleotide messenger RNA. RefSeq names its product oligosaccharyltransferase complex subunit (gene ostc). The coding region runs from base 85 to 534 and encodes 149 amino acids. The transcript is spliced from 4 exons. The record is from RefSeq and is a predicted model, not a curated record. NCBI's taxonomy places the organism in Eukaryota, Metazoa, Chordata, Actinopteri, Perciformes, Sebastidae. Gene Ontology annotation, cellular component: oligosaccharyltransferase complex.
CGCUGCGCAUGCGCAGACGGAUCUCGGCCAGCAGCAGCAGCAGCAGCAGCUGAUCAGAAGCUAUAGACAGUUUCUUUAUAAACCAUGGAGACAAUAUACAGUUUACCGUUCGCUCUGCUGGAAUGCCCCAACAUAAAGCUGAAGAAGCCGUCGUGGCUGCACAUGCCAUCGGCCAUGACUGUGUACGCGGUCGUGAUCGUGUCCUACUUUCUCAUCACAGGAGGUAUCAUCUACGAUGUUAUUGUAGAGCCACCAAGUGUGGGUUCAAUGACUGAUGAGCAUGGACACCAGCGGCCAGUUGCCUUUUUGGCAUACAGAGUAAAUGGGCAGUACAUUAUGGAAGGACUGGCUUCCAGUUUCCUCUUUACGAUGGGAGGCCUGGGCUUCAUAAUCCUGGACCGCUCCAACGCACCAAACAUUCCCAAACUCAACCGCUUCCUGCUGCUCUUCAUCGGGUUUGUCAGCGUUCUCCUCAGCUUCUUCAUGGCCAGAGUGUUCAUGCGCAUGAAGCUGCCAGGAUACCUCAUGGGCUAAGACAAAAAGAGCACUCUUGAUGGACGUACAGAGGACAUCAAAUGCAUCGGGGUUCAACUAAAAAUAUGGAUAUACGCAACCUUUGUUAUAAUCAACAACCAUUCAGGACAGAAAGCACUGACCUUGCUAAAGAAAUUAGACCUGGCUGCAUUUACAGUCUCACACUGGUGCUCACUGACUUCCUUCCCUCUAUUUCCCUCCAAAUUUCCAAGCAAACUGAUGCAGCAGAGGAUCAAAUACAUCACAGUUCCAGGCACAUCAUAGUGACCAAUUCGGUCAUGAUAUCCUCUCAGUAUAGUGUAUCUGUAGCAAACUUAAGAAAUUCAAUUUCACUUGUUACUAAAAGAAGCUAGAAGUGCCAUCAUGCAGCAGGUGAAAUAUCUUAGCCACUGGAGGAGAAAAAGGAAAGUAAGUCACUGAACACUGUUGGCAUGGAGCCACCGAUUUGGAAUCAGGAUUAGCACUGUGGGAAUCAUUUAGAGGGGAGUCUGAAUAAUUGUUAAAUUGUAUGUUUUUGUAAAGAAAAAAAGCCUUGAACGUGUCACAGUUGCAUUUUUGUACAAGAAUGUGAAAUAAAUCUUCUUUUCAGAGCU